AUGAUAAAAAAUAAGAAAUCACUUGAGAAUUUAAAACAGCUUGAAGAGUAUGGGCUAUCGAAUACACCAAGAACAAUUGAAGCAUGUCUAAGAGAAGGGAUAAAACCUCAAGAUUUAUUGCCGAAAAGCUCAAGAGAUUUUAAAAAGAUAGAAAUCUCACCUAAGGCCGAACAAUCAUUAAGCAAUUUUUUUGAAAAGAAAAGGCUUUUUCUGAUAAGAAAAGUUAUAAAAGCGAAAAAUAAUCUUUUAAAUGAAGAUAUGCAAUCCAAAGGGUAUUUAAUGUAUAAAUUAAUGCAAAAUAUGUUAUUUCCUGUAUAAAACAUACUAAUUGUUUUAAAGAACUAAUAAAUAAAUCAUUUUAAAUAAUAAUGUUAAAACAAAGCCAUCUAAUUCCUUAUCGCUAAGUGAUAGAGUUUUUGGAGAUUCCAUUGCCAAUAAGGAAAAACAUAAUAGAGAGCUAACUUCCCUUGGCUAAGAUUAAAAUUUUCUUACAGAAAGAAGGCUAAUUUUUAUUAAAUACUAAAAUAAUACAAUUUUUUUCCUAUUUUAAAUAUAGAGGUUUCCUCUAUAUAGCGCUAAAAGCGCAGACAUUUUCCCAGGAGCUUUCCAAGUUCGUAGGACCAAAUCGCUUUUUGGUCCGACCAAGGCAUUGAUUUGGUGCAACCUACCGAUAAAUUCCGAUCAGAAUUUAUCGGCCUUACAGCGCCAAACAUAGGAAACUUCUAUACUUGAAAUGAGAAAUAUAAUUUUUAUCUUAUAAAAGGUGCAACCUUUUUAAAAUUAAUACAAUUUAGCUGAGAUCUUAUUAUUACAAUUAUAAUUUAUACAUCGAAUAUUAUGUAUAAAAAAUUUUUGCUUGGGACAAGUGGUUAAUUGCCCAAGAAUAGGGGAUUUUCUAAUUAUUUUGCUCGCUAACCAAAGGGAGUAGUAAGAACUUUGAUUGAUCAUGAACUGCAGUACUCUCUUCGUCCUGCUAUAAAAGAUGAAAUAUCUACCGAAAAAUCUAAGCUUGACAGCUUUCCAAUCAUAACUCCAAGAAAAAUAAAAACUGCUGAAUCAAAAAGUAGAAAAAAGCCAGCAGAAAAUAAAGAUUUUGACUGAAAAGCUAGGGAAGAGGAAGAAAUAAGAAAAUUGAAACUAUAAUAUUUAGAGUUAAUAGUCCUAUAAAUGGAAAUAGCUAUUACUAUUAACUAUUUAAUAUAAAAAGCAUAAUAAAAGAACAAAAAGCUAAAGAUGCUGAAGAAAGGCGGCUUAGAAAUGCAGAAAAAUUCAGAAUGCACAUUGAGAUGACAGCCAGAAAAACAAAUAAAGAAUUCAAAAUGAAACAGAAAAUGGUAAAAAUGGCUGACGCAGAAAGCAAAGAAAGGCUGGAAAAGAUAAGAAGAAUGAACGAGCAAAGAAAAAUGGAACUAAAUGAAAUAUACAAUAGCGAAUAAAUAGCUUAAAACUAUUAUCUUAUAGUAAUGCCAGUAUUCUUAUAAAUAUUUAUACUUAAUACAGCCAAAACUCUAUAAGCCAUUGAAAAAAAGAAAAAUUAGAAAGAGUCAGAAAACAAAUCGAAAAAGAGCAAGAAACAAGGCGCCUUCAAUAUUACCAAAAAUGAGCGAAAGAGGACAAAGUUUUAAACCAGUUAAAUAAAGAACAGCAAAAAUACCUCAACAAUAUUCAUAUCAGUUAUGAGAAACGAACACGAAAAACUUUAGAAAAAAAAGAAAUUGCUGAUAAAGAAGACGAAAUGAAACGGCAAAAAUUUUCUGAAGGUCUUGCCAAGCGGUUUGAAAAAUUGGAAAAAAGAGACACAAAAAGUCAGCAAGAUUUAAGAAAAAAUAAAAAAGCAUUGAGAGAGCUGAAUAAUAAAUUAAACCUUGAGCAAGUUGCUAGAUAUAUAUAAAUUUUUUUUAAAAAAUUAAUUUUUUGGUGAUUUGCAUAUUUUUUAUGUAUUUUUAAGGGUACCAAUAAAGUUGCUAGAAAAGAAAAAUUUUUGAAAUCAGAAAGCAUUGAUAAAAUACAGUCAAAAUCACAAAGAAUACAAUCAUUUAUUGAAGCGAAAGAAGAAAUAAAGCGAAUAAAUGCAUUGAUAAAUAGCAAAUCUGAAAUUAAGAAGAAUAAAAUUAAAGAUGAGAUGUAUAAAAUGGCGGUGACGAAGAAGUGGGAUCUUAUUAAACUCGAAAACUUAAUAGAUAAAGAUCUUUAG
Molecule: messenger RNA, 2194 nt
Organism: Blepharisma stoltei
Lineage: Eukaryota; Ciliophora; Heterotrichea; Heterotrichida; Blepharismidae
Source: the annotation of a GenBank genome assembly